Molecule: messenger RNA, 1251 nt
Organism: Pterocles gutturalis (yellow-throated sandgrouse)
Lineage: Eukaryota; Metazoa; Chordata; Aves; Pterocliformes; Pteroclidae
Gene: CHRNA3
Product: cholinergic receptor, nicotinic, alpha 3 (neuronal)
Exons: 3
Biological process (GO): chemical synaptic transmission; monoatomic ion transmembrane transport; signal transduction
Cellular component (GO): synapse; neuron projection; postsynaptic membrane
Molecular function (GO): transmembrane signaling receptor activity; acetylcholine-gated monoatomic cation-selective channel activity
Source: RefSeq, a predicted model, not a curated record
AUCUGGAAUGAUUACAAGCUUCGGUGGAAUCCAGCAGACUACGGCGGUGCUGAAUUCAUCCGAGUACCAUCUGGCCAGAUCUGGAAGCCAGAUAUUGUUUUAUAUAACAAUGCAGUUGGGGAUUUCCAGGUGGAUGACAAGACAAAGGCUCUAUUAAAAUACACGGGUGAUGUGACCUGGAUACCUCCGGCUAUAUUUAAAAGCUCAUGUAAAAUAGAUGUAACCUAUUUCCCAUUUGACUAUCAGAACUGCACCAUGAAGUUUGGUUCCUGGUCUUACGAUAAAGCCAAAAUUGACUUAGUUUUAAUUGGCUCUACAAUGAACCUGAAAGAUUACUGGGAGAGCGGAGAAUGGGCUAUUAUUAAAGCUCCUGGGUAUAAACAUGACAUCAAAUACAACUGCUGUGAAGAGAUAUAUACAGACAUCACAUAUUCUCUUUACAUUAGGCGUUUACCCUUAUUUUACACUAUCAAUAUGAUUAUUCCAUGUCUGCUGAUUUCUUUUCUGACUGUACUAGUUUUUUAUUUGCCUUCAGACUGUGGUGAGAAGGUAACACUCUGUAUAUCAGUCCUUCUAUCUUUAACAGUGUUCCUUCUUGUUAUCACAGAAACUAUACCUUCUACCUCCCUGGUAAUUCCACUUAUUGGGGAAUACCUCCUUUUCACCAUGAUCUUUGUAACUCUAUCUAUUGUCAUCACAGUAUUUGUACUUAACGUGCACUACAGAACACCCAAGACACACACAAUGCCUGUGUGGGUGAGAACCAUUUUCCUGAACUUACUUCCCAGGAUCAUGUUUAUGACAAGGCCUGCCAGUGAUGAAGAGAAUAAUCAGAAGCCAAAACCACUUUUAACUUCUGAGUUUUCAAACUUAAAUUGCUUCAACAGUUCUGAAACCAAAUGCUGCAAAGAUGGCUUUGGAUGUCAACAUAUGGCAUGCAGCUGUUGUCAGUAUCAACGAACGAAGUUCUCUGAUUUCAGUGGCAAUCUCACAAGAAGUUCAAGCUCUGAGUCUGUAGAUCCUCUGCUUUCAUCUUCAGUUCUGUCACCACAAAUGAGAGAUGCUAUUGAAAGUGUUAAAUACAUUGCAGAAAAUAUGAAAAUGCAGAACGAAGCAAAAGAGAUUCAGGAUGACUGGAAAUACGUUGCCAUGGUAAUUGAUCGUAUUUUUCUAUGGGUUUUCAUCCUGGUAUGUAUUCUAGGAACAGCAGGAUUGUUUUUACAACCUUUGAUGGCUGGAGAUGAAAUGUAA